CAAUACCUUAUGUUAUUGAUGAGCAACAGUAAAGCCGUUGGGUAGCGGUGAACCGCCUUUGUGAAAGUUUCUUAAUGAUGUACUUUUAUUCAAAAUAGUUGGCAUUACAUCUUCAAACAAAAUUAACCUUACAAGCGUAUCUAAAUAAAUCUGAUUAAUGUCAGCAGUUCACUUCAAAAAGUUUUUUUUAUACAUAGAAAUGUGGUGUUUUUAUACAUAGAAAUGUGGUUGUUGUCGGUCCUCCAAAAAUGCAUUUUCUGUGUUGGAUGAUUAUGAACAACUUGCCUUUAUCUCUAGCCAUUUUCAAGCUACAACUUUUUGAAACAUCAAAAGUGAAUAUUUUAUUGGUCAUGAUGCUGGUACUUUUUUAAGGGGGUACUUCGUGUACAAACGUUUGAGAACAACUGCUUGUUCUGCUUUUAAUAAUAGAUGGCAGUUGGUGGAGAAUAGCACCCUCUAGUGUUCGUUAAAAGCAACUGCAUGGUCAAGAAGCCAGCAUUCUUCUACUUAUGAAAAUGCCUUUGCAUAACUAACACUUAUUAUGAGACGCGUAUAUCAAUAUUCAUUUUCUCACAUAAUGGAUCGGAUUGUAAUUUCAGUCAUCGUUAUGCAGGCUUUUUUUUCCUGAAUUCGAAUGAAUGUUUUAUAGUCUAAUAAAUAAAUGAGGGUAAGGACUCAAGACAUGUGUUUUCAUACUCUGCAGGGUAUUUUGGAGUGUUUUUGGGGAGAGAGCGAGCCGCCGACAUGUCCACGGGCUUCGGAAGCUGGGUCGAGCCUGGAAGCCUGCAAGCUCAGCUGCAUGACGAAGCCCACGUCAGCGGGCCGAGCCAACCACAGGCAACACAGUCGAUUGCACACAAGAGCACACACGCACCCUGCCGAUGCUCGCUUGUGGAUCUCUGAUGUUUUUUUUUCCACCGCUGCUUGUUUCUCGUGCUCCGUCCUCUUUCUUCAGCCCGGGCACCCCUUCGUUGAGCAGUACGGAGGAACUUGGAGGAGCCUGACGCCUCUUUGGGAUUCCCGGGGAUUCUCUAACCUGGACCUUCAACCCAGCCUCAUAGAUGAUCUUUCCCCGUGCGACUUCGUGGCUGUGGUUCGCCGGGGAGCAUCUGGAGCAUCCGGGGACCAGGGCACUUAUGGCAUGGUGGAGAAGUGGCUGAAGAACCACCAGGCGGCCAAGUCGGGUCCGACGGUCGCGACCCCGGCCGAGCCGAGGGACGAGAAGGGCGCCGCGCUGAGGGACAGCUGGGCGAGCAAAUGCGACGGCUUGCAGCGGAGAGCCUCGCAGAAGGAGCUGCGCAAAACUUUCGCGCGCUCCAAAGCCGUCAACGUCAACCGAACCUACGACGAGCAAGUCAACUCGCGGGCUCAGGAGCCUCUGAGCAGCAUGCGCCGGAGAGCCCUGCUGAGGAAGGCGAGCUCGCUGCCCCCGACCACCGCGCACAUCUUGAGCGCGCUGCUCGAGUCCAGAGUCAACAUCCCGCAGUACCCGUCCACGGCCGUGGAUUUCAAAUAUUACCUCAAGGAAAACAACGAGAGAGAGUUCUUCCUCGAGCUCGUCAAAGACAUCUCCAACGACUUGGACCUGACGAGCCUCAGCUACAAGAUCCUGGUGUUCGUGUGCAUCAUGGUGGACGCGGACCGCUGCUCGCUGUUCCUCGUGGAAGGCACCGGGAACAAGAAGACGCUCGUGUCCAAGUUCUUCGAUGUGCACGCGGGCACCACCGUGCUCCCCUCCAUGAACUCGGACGAAGUGCAGGUGCCGUGGGGUAAAGGGAUCAUCGGCUACGUGGCCGAGCACGGGGAGACGGUCAACAUUCCGGACGCCUACCAGGAUCGUCGCUUCAGUGAUGAAAUUGACAAGCUGACGGGGUACAAGACCAAGUCGCUCUUGUGCAUGCCCAUUCGCAACAGCGACGGCGAGAUCAUCGGAGUGGCUCAGGGCAUCAACAAGACCUCGAGUGUGGAAAUCUUCACUGAAGAUGAUGAAAAGGUACUGCAGAUGUACCUGCCCUUCUGUGGCAUUGCGAUCUCCAAUGCCCAACUCUUUGCCGCCUCGAGGAAGGAAUACGACAGGAGUCGGGCACUCCUCGAAGUAGUCAACGACCUGUUUGAAGAACAGACCGAUCUGGAGAAAAUUGUCCGAAAGAUCAUGCAUCGCGCUCAGACAUUGCUCAAGUGCGAGCGCUGUUCUGUUCAAUUGCUGGAGGACAUUGAAUCGCCGGUGGUGAAGUUUACAAAGUCUUUUGAAUUAUUGUCACCAAAGUGCAGUGCUGAUGCUGAAACAAGUUUCAAGGACAGUAUGGAAAAGUCUUCUUACUCUGACUGGCUCAUCAACAACAGCAUCGCAGAGCUGGUUGCAUCCACAGGACUUCCUGUCAACAUCAGCGACGCCUACCAGGAUCCUCGCUUUGAUGCUGAGGCGGACCAGUUUUCUGACUUCCAUAUUCGCUCUGUGCUUUGUGUGCCCAUCUGGAACAGCGAUCACCAAAUCAUUGGUGUUGCUCAAGUGUUGAACCGCCUCGACGGGAAACCGUUUGAUGAUGCGGACCAGCGUCUCUUUGAGGCUUUUGUGAUCUUUUGUGGCUUGGGCAUCAACAAUACCAUCAUGUACGACCAGGUGAAGAAGUCGUGGGCCAAGCAAUCGGUGGCUCUGGAUGUCCUCUCUUACCACGCCACUUGCUCCAAGACCGAAGUUGACAAAUUCAAGGCCGCCAACAUCCCUCUGGUGUGCGAGCUGGGGAUUGACAAGCUCUCCUUCGACGAUUUCUCCCUGGACGUUGACGCCAUGAUAACGGCCGCUCUGAGGAUGUUCAUGGAGCUGGGAAUGGUUCCCAAAUUUAAGAUUGACUAUGAGACGCUGUGUCGAUGGCUGCUGACGGUGAGGAAAAACUACCGGAUGGUUCUGUACCACAACUGGAGACACGCCUUCAAUGUGUGCCAGUGCAUGUUUGCCAUGCUCACGACGGCCGGCUUCCAGGAGACUCUGACAGAAGUGGAGAUCUUAGCACUCAUCGUGGGUUGCGUGUGUCACGACUUGGAUCACCGGGGCACCAACAACGCCUUCCAGGCAAAGACAGGCUCGGCUCUUGCUCUGCUUUACGGGACUUCCGCUACUCUUGAGCACCACCACUUCAACCACGCUGUCAUGAUCCUGCAAAGCGAGGGUCACAACAUCUUCUCCAACCUCUCGUCCACCGAGUACAGCAACCUCAUGCAGCUGCUCAAGCAGUCGAUUCUGGCCACCGAUCUCACGCUUUACUUUGAGAACAGAAGCACGUUCUUUGAACUGGUGAACAAAGGGGAGUAUAACUGGAACGUGAAAGCCCACAGAGACAUGUGCAGAUCCAUGAUGAUGACAGCAUGUGAUCUCGGCGCUGUCACCAAGCCUUGGGAGAUAUCCCGCAAGGUGGCUGAGUUGGUGACCAGCGAGUUCUUUGAGCAGGGCGACAGGGAACGAUCAGAGUUGAAGCUCACACCCGCGGCCAUCUUUGACCGAAACAGAAAAGACGAGCUGCCCGGUCUUCAAUUGGAGUGGAUUGAUGGAAUUUGUGCGCCGCUCUAUGAGACUCUGGUCAAGUUAAAUCCCAAACUGAAGCCCAUGCUGGACAUGAUCCAAGCCAACAGGUCCAAAUGGGAGGAGUUGAACAACAAGCGGCAACACGACGAGCACAGUGUUUCUGCCCCGGCGAGCCCCUUGGAGCCCGUCAGCUCCACGGGUGGCUCCUCCCCCUGCCGUAGCAGCAGCGCGGACCGCGCAGCAGCCUCGACAUCGCUAGGUUAGCGAGCUUUUUAUUGAGGUCUCUCUUCCUCUCACGGCCUGCGAUUUGUGCAGGGGGGGGCGGGGUCCUCGGACCCUCUUGCUCCUCCGAGAAGAGCAGAAAAGCGGCCGCGGAUGCGCUGCGUCAGCAUGGCGGACUUCUGUUGUGCGGCCAUUGCACGAAGACUGAAGAGCGGGAACCUGCGCGACGGAUGUUAUUUGUAAAUGUGUACAUACUGUCGGCUCCUGAAGAGCGCGUUGCGUUCAAGUGCUGUCGCAAAACUGUGGAUUGUGGUGUGGCCCUAGAAGGAUGAUGUGUUGCCGGAGCAGCCCCCGCUUGCUCCAGUUCCUUCCCUCCUGUGCCUUGUUUGAAACAUUCUCCAUGAAAAAUGCAUGGCCUCCUUUGACAUGGACAUUCUAGAAAACGGCACUCGUGAUGGAAUUUUUUUUUUCUUUUAACAAUUGUUUUGUCAUUUUCCACCACCGUGAGUUGAUUUACCAUCAAAAAGUCAAGAUGGUAGUGAAAGUCAGACUUUUAAACAGCAAUGUGGCAUUUUACAGUUUGGAAUGAAAUCCAUUUUAUAUUUCGAGAAGAUAAGACUUGUCAUGUGUAACACCCUAAGAUGAUACAAGAUGGCGCUAAAUCCAUAGCUCACAGGAGAAGUAGUCAAUGGCAGUGAAUGAAAACCGAGAAUCAGAAACAAAAAUGGCAAAUUCAAGAAGGCAUAUCUUUUCCAACCCAAUGUUGGUGUCCCUGCAGCCCCAAUGUUGUUGUGCCAACUCGAACCCAACAGUAAAUAGCAGUCAAUGCAUUUUGUUUUAGAUUGUGGUGGGCGCUUGCUUAUCUUACCCAACAGAUGGAUUCAUAAUUGAAUCCUAUGCUGGUAAAAUGAAGCCAACUUCUGAUUCAGAUGCCAUUUAAGCUGCUCAUUUAAAAAUACACAGAAUUAUUUUGAUUCAAUUUGUUAAUGUUUAGAUUACUUUUAUGACACAGUGACCUCUGUUGUUGGUGGGGCGUCGCCCGCGCUCCCUCUACUGAGCAGCGGCCACAGUUCCGAUCACAUCUGUAGAAUGUCUCUAAAUUAAAUUAACAAAGAUGUUUAUGAUUUAUGAUGAUGACGUAUAAAGGCAAAAUCCGUGGGGGUCAGGGGGGGGUCCAAAUACUUCCGGACUGAACUAAAUCCAGACCCAAUCUUCCCCAAUAAUGAAAAAAUACACAUAAAACACACUGAUUCUCACGCACACACGCACACACACAAAAUGUGCCUUGAUGAAGUUGCUGUGUAUUCGGGCUCAAGUAAGCCAUUUAAUCUCACGGACUGAUUUUUGCAUUUAUUUCUCUGACAUUUGGCCUUUUUAAACUCCUCACUAUUUCUUCUGACUUCUGUCUUUUCACAUCCAAGGAUGGCUCUGACUGACUCGGCUUUUGUUGUGGUACUGAAGUACCCAACGGGUCACAAAGACAAUCUUUACCCUUAAGUCGUAGUUUACGUUGUUGCCUUAUGACUUGUGUUGUUUUGUUUUUUGUUUGUUUUUGAGUGACCUUGUGCACCUUGCCAGGCAUGAUUCUUAAUGUGACAUUUUCACUGAAGAACAUUUGAGUUGCAUGUUUUUAAUAACUCGUGUGUUGCAUUCCGAGAAAACUCUGAGGAUGUAGCAAGCGUGGGAGCCUAAUGAAUGCCUCGGGUUUCCGGACGAGCGCAUGUCUUCAGUUGUAUUGCAUGAGGUUGUGUUGAUCAUAAAUAUCACGGUUCUAUUUUUCUAUUAACCCCCUUCCCCUAAUUGUGUCUGAGGGUGGCGGGGGGAGUUGUAAGUUACAUGAUGUAACGUGUUUCUUCACUUUGUGUUUUUGGACUUAUUUAAAUAAAAGAAUAAGCCCGGGCAUGAUGACGCUGAUGUGCAAUGUUUCUGGAUUUCUGUACUAAACUUUGAAUAAACAUGAUGCUGCUACA
This is a messenger RNA of Hippocampus zosterae (dwarf seahorse), 5712 nucleotides long. RefSeq names its product phosphodiesterase 11a (gene pde11a). NCBI's taxonomy places the organism in Eukaryota, Metazoa, Chordata, Actinopteri, Syngnathiformes, Syngnathidae. Bases 662 to 3784 code for a protein of 1040 amino acids. The transcript is spliced from 22 exons. The record is from RefSeq and is a predicted model, not a curated record. Gene Ontology annotation, biological process: signal transduction. Gene Ontology annotation, molecular function: protein binding; 3',5'-cyclic-nucleotide phosphodiesterase activity.